Messenger RNA from Stomoxys calcitrans (stable fly), 3409 nucleotides. It is a transcript of the gene serp, whose product is annotated as chitin deacetylase 1. NCBI's taxonomy places the organism in Eukaryota, Metazoa, Arthropoda, Insecta, Diptera, Muscidae. Gene Ontology annotation, molecular function: protein binding; chitin binding; hydrolase activity, acting on carbon-nitrogen (but not peptide) bonds. Bases 786 to 2405 code for a protein of 539 amino acids. The record is from RefSeq and is a predicted model, not a curated record. Gene Ontology annotation, biological process: carbohydrate metabolic process. Gene Ontology annotation, cellular component: extracellular region. The transcript has 5 exons.
GUGGUUUUUUGUGAAACCGAGUAAACAAGUGUCUUUCAUACAACGAAACAGCCAUUAAAGCAAUUUUUAUAACCUUUUCAAUACGAAUUUGAAUAAAGCCAUAAAACAAACAAAACAACCCAAGAAGCGUCUUAAAACAAGAUACUCAUGGAUUUUCGGUUAAAUUUGCAUUUUUCGAACGCAACAUAAGUCGAAAGACCACGACGACGACGACGACGACAGCAACAACAAGAACUACCAACCUGUAGCAAGUCAUAUCCAACCAGGCACAAAGAAGACUUUGAGUUUAGUUCUCUCUCUCUCUUCGUAACUCACUUUCCGACCAGGUGGAUGUUCAUUGGCUCUCAUAGCUGGCAAAAAGCUUUUAAUUUCAGCUCGAAUACACCACGAGACCUGUGUUAGCGCUGUCGCUGGCCCAUGCUGAGAAUUCCACCUCGCCGACUUGAUUUGUGGUGUGCUUUAGUUGGUGUUUUUGCAUACGACUUUUUGUAAUAAAAGAAGAAGAAAAUCGGUUUUGGCUCUUUAACUUUUAAAAGUUCGAGAAAUUUUACUGUGCUGCGUUUGAAAGUGUCAGUGUAAAUGAAACAUUGAUACCGAUCGGAAGGACAAAUUGCAGCUGGUGCGCUUGUGCUGAAGAUCAUUGUUUCUCAUACAUAAAAGAAAAAAAUCAAAAAAAAAACAUAAAUAAUUUUUUUUUUGUCUUGAAGUUUAAGUGCAAAAAAAUAUUUCAUAGAAAAAGAAAUAGUUCAAGUGUUUAAUAUCAAGCCAAAUAAUUUUUAGAAAAAAUGGCAAAACUUUUUGUAGUUUUUGCCGUUUUAGCCGUUGCUGUAACAACAGCAUCGGCCACCACCUAUGAUCGUGUGAAACGUCAAGCCAGCACCGAAGAGCCCAAGAAAGAGGAAUCUUUCGAAAAGGAGUUGUGUAAAGACAAAGAUGCCGGUGAAUGGUUUCGCUUGGUAGCCGGUGAAGGUGAUAACUGUCGUGAUGUCAUUCAAUGUACCUCAUCGGGUCUCCAAGCCAUCCGUUGCCCAGCCGGUUUGUAUUUCGAUAUUGAAAAGCAAACUUGUGAUUGGAAGGAAUCCGUAAAGAAUUGUAAAUCCAAGAACAAGGAACGUCGCGUCAAGCCCUUGCUGCACACCGAUGAGCCUUUGUGUCAGGAUGGUUUUCUGGCUUGCGGUGAUGGCAACUGUAUCGAACGUGGACUCUUCUGUAACGGCGAAAAGGAUUGCGGAGAUGGCUCAGAUGAAAACUCUUGCGACAUUGACAAUGAUCCCAACCGCGCUCCUCCCUGUGAUCCUGUCGUGUGUGUGUUGCCCGAUUGUUUCUGCUCUGAGGAUGGUACCGCCAUUCCCGGUGAUUUGCCAGCCAAGGACGUUCCCAUGAUGAUCACCAUCACCUUCGAUGAUGCCAUCAAUAACAACAACAUUGAAUUGUAUAAGGAAAUGUUUAAGGGACGCAAGAAUCCCAAUGGUUGUGACAUCAAGGCCACCUACUUCAUCUCACAUAAAUACACCAAUUACUCGGCUGUACAGGAAACUCAUCGUAAGGGUCAUGAAGUUGCUGUCCACUCCAUUACCCACAAUGACGAAGAACGUUUCUGGUCCAAUGCCACCGUUGAUGAUUGGGCUAAGGAAAUGGCUGGCAUGCGUAUUAUCAUUGAGAAAUUCUCCAACAUCACCGACAACUCCGUUGUAGGUGUGCGCGCCCCUUACUUGCGUGUGGGUGGCAACAAUCAAUUCACCAUGAUGGAAGAGCAAGCCUUCUUGUAUGAUUCCACCAUCACCGCUCCCUUGUCCAAUCCCCCGCUAUGGCCCUAUACCAUGUACUUCCGCAUGCCCCAUCGUUGCCAUGGUAACUUGCAGAGCUGCCCCACUCGUUCUCAUGCUGUCUGGGAAAUGGUCAUGAAUGAAUUGGAUCGUCGUGAGGACCCCACCAAUGAUGAAUACUUGCCCGGUUGCGCUAUGGUUGACUCCUGCUCCAACAUCUUGACCGGUGAUCAGUUCUACAAUUUCUUGAAUCACAAUUUCGAUCGUCAUUACGAUCAAAAUCGUGCUCCUCUUGGUUUGUACUUCCAUGCUGCCUGGUUGAAGAACAAUCCCGAAUUCUUGGAUGCCUUCUUGUAUUGGAUCGAUGAAAUCCUGGCCAAUCACAAUGAUGUCUACUUUGUGACCAUGACACAGGUUAUCCAAUGGAUGCAGAAUCCACGCACCAUCAGUGAAGUCAAGAACUUCGAACCCUGGAGGGAGAAGUGUACCGUCGAAGGCAAGCCUGCCUGUUGGGUGCCCAAUGCCUGCAAGUUGACUUCCAAGGAAAUUCCCGGAGAAACUGUCAACUUGCAAACCUGCGUAAGAUGUCCCAACAACUACCCAUGGGUCAAUGAUCCCACCGGUGAUGGUUUCUUCUAAGUCAGCAACAACAACUCCACCCAAAACAAAAAACAAAACGCCUUUUAAACUAAGCACAACAAAAAAUUCUCUAACUUAAACAAAACAAAAAAUUAGCUACCCUUACGAAAAGUUUCCUAAGAAUCCUUCCUCUCGCUCUCCUUCUAUUUCUUCCUAAGAACCUAUACACACAUACACACAACUAACACCCUACGACACACACACACGCACAUACACUCCUUAAUUGCCUUCCUCAACUCUGUGCGAGUGCUCGAGUACAUCUCUAGCAACGACAUUCGAACUUUGUAAAUAAUUUCCAACUUUUUUUCUUAUCGAAAUCUUUUGAAGCGCAUCUUUGAGUUCUUUUUUAGUUUGUUUAUUAAUUUUAUUUUUUUUUUUAAUUUCUUUUUUGUUACAAAACAAUAAUAUAUCCAUGAAUAUAUAUUUUUUUUAAUUUCUCAAUUUGCAAAGACUUUUUAGUUGGGCCUUUGAGCUUCUCCUGCCUCUCCAAACACAUAAAGGAGAAGCUCAAAGGUCAUUGCUGUGUUAAUUAUAAAAAGAAAACAAGAACAAAAAUAAAACAAGUAAAAAAAUGAAUUUCGAAAUGAGAAGAAGAAAAAAUCUAAAGAAAUCCCCUAAGGAGGACGCCAUCUUUGGGGCGUCUUCUCAUCCAUCAGUGGUUUUUCUUUCUUUCGUUUUUUUUUUUUUUUGAUUAAUUUUGUAGAAUAUUAUGUUAUUUGUAACGUACUAUAUUUAAAAUAUUAUUAUAUGACAUUGCAUACAUACAUACAACAACAACAAACCGCAUACAACAGACACAUGCAAUGAAUGUUUUUCUGUAUUGAUUGUUCAAUUUACUAUGUGUGUAUCGAACGAGACAACAAAACAAAAACAUUAAAAUGGAAAAAACAAGAAAAAGACGAAAAUAGUAAGACAUACAAUAUACAAAUUGUAAACAUACAACAACAACAACAACAAAACAAAACAAAUAAUAAAAAACAAUAAAAAUUGAAAAAAACAACACA